Anneissia japonica is the source of this 1344-nucleotide messenger RNA. RefSeq lists its product as uncharacterized. Bases 736 to 1344 code for a protein of 202 amino acids. Gene Ontology annotation, molecular function: protein binding. Gene Ontology annotation, biological process: regulation of apoptotic process. NCBI's taxonomy places the organism in Eukaryota, Metazoa, Echinodermata, Crinoidea, Comatulida, Comatulidae. The transcript is spliced from 3 exons. The record is from RefSeq and is a predicted model, not a curated record.
GGGCACCACCACUGACCCAAGAUAAGGAAUAGAGAGUGACUGGAUGUGCUAACCAGGAACCAAUAAGAAUAAAAUUGACUCAUGAUUAAUAAGAUAAACCAAAAGAAUUUAUUUGUCAUUUAAUGACAAGGUAGACCAAGCUGGUUCAUAUGCAUCUUCUGUUUUUAGGGGUACAUUUUACCACCGAAAAGUCUUAAAAUGAAGAGAUUGCAAGAUGCUAAUUUAAUCCUAUUCUACUACUUUAUUUCAGGCUGAUGAAGCCUACUGUACACAUAUUAACCAAUGACAAUCACCUGCAGGGAUCCCGGUGCUUUCUACACUACCAUAAAACAAUUUGUUUAGCGACAGAUUUAAAUAUUAUCGCCUCAUGAACUGGCCCUAUACCUGGUAACAUCAGUCAAAAUAAACCCAGGAAAAACCAAACACUAGGUGGUGCAAUACAAAUCAAAUCAAUUUAUUGAUUAAUAAUAAAUAUCAUUGCCUAAAUUGUAACUAUGAAUAGCCCUAUGCCAGUUCACAUGAUCAGUAAAAAUACACCUGGGAAAAACCAAAGAAUAAACUAAACGUCACAGCGCGAACUACUGAUGAAAUCUGAAGUAUUUGUAAAUGCUAUAGAUAUUGUAGAUACAUAGAGUAUUUGGAAAUAUUUGAAGAUCACCAUAUUAAUGACUGUAUCUGUGUGAAUGAAGGAGUAUAAAAUAAUCAACAAUGUAAAGUAGCAGUAAUACUGAGAACAUGGCAUUAAGUAAAGAAGUUGCUGAUGCAAAUUUUGGAGGUCUUAAGUUGGAAGUCUCAAAAUGGUUUGACAAACAGAAGAAUGGUUUAAGCAUGUUGAAGGUUUUGUACAGGGACCAUGUAAAAGACACUUUGGCAUUGCAUGAGUGUUCUAAAACAAUGGAAAUCAUUGAGUUACUGGUUGGAGCUGGAGAUCUGACUCCAACCAAUCUCACUCUACUCUAUGAAACUAUUAAGUUAACAGGACAAUUUCAUCUGGCGCAGUUAAUUAAGGAUCGACAUCCAUCAUUCCCAAUACCAGAAGACAUCAGAAAUAUUAAAAUCCAAAAAUUCAAACCGCAUCGACAAAGACUUUUAAAUCUGGGAAUGGCACUUGAUCUAGAUGAAAUAAAACAAAUUCGUGGACUGUAUAGUGUUGCUGAGAAACAUGCAGCUGACAGCUGGACUUUGAUAAUGGAUCUAGAGCAGAAAAUGAUAAUUUGUGAAGAAAAGAUGAUGGCAUUCAUUAAAAUCUUGAAGAAAAAUAAAUUCCCAAGUGCAGUAAAAGCUCUAACUAAAGGUAAAUAUAGACAGGAGCAGGGCUGCCGAGAGCUGCCGUGGGCCCCGUGA